AGGCAAAGUCAAGCACGGUUCAGCGUGUACCCGAAGACAUCGUCUUCGUGGACUCGAAGACGAUGUCUUCGGUUCUGUGAAGAGACCUUCGAGCCGAGUCCUUGCGACUACCGAUGCACGCGCAAAACUCCGCUUCAAAACUGUGCAUGUAGGAAUCAAUAAUCUCGGCAGUAGUCAGAAGAAGAGCGGGGACGUGUGCCACAAGACCGAAGGAGACGGAUAGAGCUAGUGGUCUGGUUGCUUGUUCUCCGAGACAUCUCUGUUUACAAACACGAGCAGAAAACGUGGCUGAUUCGACCCAGUCCUCGAAGUUGGAUCAAUCUGUGUUCGGAAUAUCAAGACUUCGACCUUCCUGAAGACGGAGAGUACAUCCACCGGCCACCGUCAUCGUACAAGUCGAGUUAGAGGGCAUCCGCGGUCCAUGCCGUCUGAAGAUGAGUGGGAUCAGAAUUCAGGCAGGUGGAAACUGCGAAUGUGGUGGGCGAACAUGACGACGAAUCGUCGAAGACGCCUAGUGGCUCUGCUUGCGCUCUCGGUGCUCGCCUUCCUGGCAUUGCAGAAAUUCGACAAAAAUGCGGAGAAGAGACCUGCGACAGGCUCGAGUGCCCGGCUGCAAUUGCAAUCCAAUGGGUCGGACUGUCUGAGAGUUUGUGGCAACGUCUCGAUCCCCUAUCCCUUCGGACUUUCACCACAAUGCGCCUUCAGCUCCUACUUUGUGCUGGACUGCAGGACCGACCUGGGACCAAAUCUCACUUCGCAUUUACCAAGUCCGUGGCCGGUUCUGACUCACAUAGCGGCCACAUCCACUCUCGGACAAAGUUUCAGCAAUGGCACCAUAACAAAUGGAUUUUUCGAGGUGAAUUUUCUGCCAGUAACGCAGAUACAAUCUAACUUCAUCCUCAUAGAUACGACGAAUAUCAAAGCGAUGGGCUGCGAGAAAACGGCCACUGCCAGCCUUACUCUGGACGCGCAAGGCCCCUACUGGAUUUCUGAGCGGAACGUCUUCAUCGUCGUAUCUUGCAGUGCUCAAGGAUCGGCUACGGGUUCUAGUAGUUCUCUGAGUAACGGUUUCAGCACGACGUGCGGUCCAGUGUCGUGUAUCAACCAGUACGUGAUGCCGUACUGUGGCUUCUAUGACUGCUGCAUUCAGACCAUUGGAUUGACCAAGACAGUAUCGAUGACAGGGCUAGGAAUAGCGUUCGCGCAGUUUACAAAUUGUGGCUACUCCACCCUUUUGUAUCCAGAUUCAUUUGUUGAAGGCGGGAAAGGAGUUGGUGAUGGAUACUACGGAGUCGCUUUGUGGUAUAACAUCCAGAGGGGGGUGGAUAUUUACAACUGCUUUGAAGCUGCAAAGGAUACAGAGAAAUUUGAAUGCUCCACGCCUGAACAAUGCACCGACUUGAAGGAUGGCUACUAUUGUCAUUGCGAUAAGGAGGGCUACGAGGGAGAUGGUUAUAAAUUGGGCACCGGCUGUAAAGAUAUCAACGAGUGUGAGGGGUCGAACAAUUGCUCCAGUAUAGCUACAUGCGUCAACACCGAUGGUAGCUAUGAGUGUAAAUGCCCUGACUUAAUGGAACUGGACCGUGGCAACAAUUGCACUUGGAUCGAUCAGUGUAAAAAUAAGACCAAAGUCUGCUCCCCAGAUGCUGAGUGUACUUUCGACAGCAGCUCUGGCGAUUUAAAUUGCACUUGCCAAGGUGGAACUUUCGGAGACGGGCGCGUAAACGGAACAGGUUGCAGACUCAAAGAGACUUCCAAUUUGCCCGUCAUAAUCGGUGUGAGUGUCGGUAGUGUGGUAGCGUUCAUCAUCAUCAACAGCAUUCUAUUGUGGUAUUUCUUUCGGAGGAGGCGGCUUGCGUUCGAUCCAGCAAUUUUCUCACAGCAAGAGCUGCUGAAUGAGAUCGAGAACAAAGAGGGUGCCAAAUACUGCAAACUUUUCACCUACAGCGAGCUUCGAGAGGCAACGAAAGACUUCUCGGUCGAGCUCGGAUCUGGAGGAUUCGGCACCGUAUUUGAAGGAACCCUGCGGGACGGAACCAAGGUUGCCAUCAAGAAGGCCAAACACGGAAUGGGCGAGACACGAAACGAGGCGAAACAGUUCGUUAAUGAAAUUGUCAUUCUGUCGCAAUUGAAUCAUCGGAAUCUCGUGAACUUGCUGGGAUGCUGCUUGGAGACACGGGUACCCGUCCUGGUAUACGAAUUCGUCUCUAAUGGCAAUUUGCACGAACACAUCCAAAUGAGACGUCCAACGGAAGCUCAGAGGUCCGCUGAGGCAGUGGUUGACAACAACAACUACUUCUGUCAUCCACCCCUAAAUUGGACUUUACGUUUGAAGAUAGCAAUUGAGACAGCGGAGGGAUUAGCAUAUCUCCACUGGGGAACGUCUCCCCCUGUUUACCAUCGAGAUGUCAAGUGCGCCAAUAUUCUUCUGGAUGACACGUACAAUGUAAAAGUGGCUGAUUUUGGUUUGUCAAAACUCGUCCCCCUCGAGGACACAGAUGCAUAUGCGGUCCCAACUGCAAUACAAGGUACUCCUGGCUAUAUGGACCCAGCGCUUUUUGACCAGUACGAGUUAACGGACAAAUCAGAUGUAUACAGCUACGGUGUACUGCUUCUCGUUAUUCUCACUGGGCAGAGACCAGUGGAUCUUAAGAGACAGCCUAGGGAUCAAAAUCUUGUCAACAGAUGCAACCGUUUGAUGACUCAGGGUCUUUUCGCAGAUAUCAUUGAUCCAGAGUUAUCAGGGGCGGUUGAGAGUCCAGACACCCUGGAAGCCAUCGAUGCAGUUGCCAAGCUUGCAUUGAAGUGUGUAAGCAGAGAUGGCCAGGAUAGGCCAACCAUGAAAGAAGUGGCUUCGGAGUUACACACUAUUCGAGGAAAGACAAAGACGAGGACCUCAGUUUCAAAAAUGGUUAAGAGCCUGACGAAGAAGGUUAACAUUUCAAAAGAGUACUCUUUGGUUCCACUUGCUGAUGGACAAUUGAACAAUUCCUACUACACAUCUACCUCAAGCUCCACCCUAGGCCUACCAUGGUCGGAAACAGAAAGCUCCCAGCUGUCUUCCAGUGGACUCAGUGAGUUUGAACUUUCGAAGCAAGAAAGAAAACCGGUUCUUGGAAACCCUUGAGUAUGGGAUCAUUUUGUUCUAUCUUUAGCGCCUGGAAAAGGAAGAGAGUGUGUGAUGAUCCGAGGUAUUAACAAUCAUUCGAUCUGGGUGAUUGUCUGUUGCUGGAUCCUUUUUCGGGCUUGCAGCUCCAGUUUUUUCGGGUGUCUUGAUUUAGAAUUCAUCCUUUCCUAGAAAUGCUUCUUUGAAUUAUUCAUCCCAUGACUCAUGGGAUGAAUAAGCACCUUUGGUUGCAGAUUAGAGAGUCCGAACUGUAAAUUCUGUUUUUUCCUCAUCUGAGUUUAGUGUAAAUACUAUUGAUCAUGUAAACUACACUUAGGCUCUUACGUAGAUCCAUGUACUACUAAAACGAGGACCAACUAACAUCAGCGAUCAGGAGAAGUAGAUUAGGUUAUUAGAAAAAUGAGAUGAUAGAUUAGAUUAAAGAGUAUGUAGAAGAGCAAAUUUUGUUGGAGAUUUGGUUUGAUAGCUGAUUAAUCUUCACGCCGUAUGCUCCACAGAUAGAAGCGGGGUGGUUUUACACAUUCAAUACAUGUUUCAAUGAAAGAGAUCUGUUUAUUUGGGUCUUACAAUAAGAUCUAAAUAUUUAGAUCAAUCAAAACAAAGAACCUAGUCUCAGUUACGU
Messenger RNA from Marchantia polymorpha subsp. ruderalis, 3749 nucleotides. Lineage: Eukaryota; Viridiplantae; Streptophyta; Marchantiopsida; Marchantiales; Marchantiaceae. The record is from the annotation of a GenBank genome assembly.